Neltuma alba is the source of this 1890-nucleotide messenger RNA. RefSeq names its product lysM domain receptor-like kinase 3. Lineage: Eukaryota; Viridiplantae; Streptophyta; Magnoliopsida; Fabales; Fabaceae. The transcript is spliced from 12 exons. Bases 1 to 1890 code for a protein of 629 amino acids. Gene Ontology annotation, molecular function: transmembrane receptor protein kinase activity; ATP binding. Gene Ontology annotation, biological process: innate immune response; protein phosphorylation. The record is from RefSeq and is a predicted model, not a curated record.
AUGCAACCCAAAAGCAAUUCUUUAGUACUGGUGUUCUUCCUUCUGUUGUUAGAAACAUCUCUUCUCAACAACGUAGAAUCCAAGUGUCUCCAAGGUUGUCCUUUAGCUUUAGCAUCCUACUACGCUUAUAAGAACAAUCUAGGUAACAUAACCAAGUUUCUGAGAUCAGAUCUUGUGUCAGAUUUUGGAGUUGUUUCCAGCUACAACGAAGGAAAAGUAUCCAACAAUGGAAUGUACGUUCAAUCCUUAACGAGAAUCAACAUUCCUUUCCCCUGUGAUUGUAUCAAUAAUGGGGAUUUUCUGGGUCAUGUGUUCGAGUACACAAUAGCAGAAGGAGAUACUUACGAUUCCAUUGCGACACAAACAUAUUCUUCGUUGACCACAGUGGAUUUACUGAGAAGAUUCAAUAGUUAUAAGGAUCCAAAUCAGCUUCCUCUCAAUGGGAAGCUUAAUGUCACAGUGAAUUGUUCUUGUGGGGACAGACAGAUUUCUAAGGAUUAUGGAUUGUUUCUUACUUAUCCACUUAGAUUUGGAGAUAGCUUGGAAUCCAUUGUGGACCAGACUGGUAUUGAUGCAACGUUGCUUCAGAAAUACAAUCUUCGUGUGAAUUUCAGCCAGGAGAGUGGAGUGGUUUUUAUUCCAGGAAGAGAUCAGAAUGGAAAUUACGUGCCCCUGGACCCUAGGUCAAGAGGUCUAAGUGAGGUUGCCAUUGCUGGAAUUUGUGUUGGAGCAACAUUUGUGUUUCUAUUAUUAUCAGCUUAUGUAUUUGUUAAACACUUCCGAAGAAAGACCGCCAAAGUUGCAUUGAUCACAGAAAAUUCUACAGAUCUUUCAUCAAAUCAAGACGGUAUGAUCAUUACAUCUACCAAUUACGAAACUUCAGGAUCUAGUGGAUCUGCUAGUGCCACUGGUCUUAGAGGCAUCAUGGUUGGGAAGUCCAUGGAGUUCUCAUAUCAAGAAAUAGCCAAAGCUACCAAUAACUUCAGCUCUGAUAACAAGAUUGGUCAAGGAGGUUUCGGAGCAGUAUAUUAUGCCGAGCUGAGAGGCGAGAAAACUGCAAUCAAGAAGAUGGAUAUAGAAGCAUCACAAGAGUUUCUUGCUGAGUUGAAGGUUUUAACGCAUGUUCAUCAUUUGAAUCUGGUGCGGUUGAUCGGAUAUUGCGUGGAGGGAUCGCUUUUCCUUGUUUAUGAAUACAUUAACAAUGGAAACUUAAGCCAGCAUUUACGUUCCUCAGAGUUAGAUGCAUUGCCAUGGUGUACAAGGGUGCAAAUAGCUCUGGAUUCAGCAAGAGGUCUUGAAUAUAUUCAUGAACACACAGUGCCUGUAUAUAUUCAUCGUGACGUUAAGUCUUUGAACAUAUUAAUUGACGAAAGCUUCCAUGCUAAGGUGGCAGAUUUUGGGUUAAGCAAACUCAUUGAAGUUGGAAAUGCCUCGCUUAACACACGUCUUGUGGGAACAUUUGGAUAUAUGUCUCCAGAGUAUGCUCAAUAUGGAAUAACAUCUCCAAAAAUAGAUGUGUAUGCUUUUGGAGUGGUACUUUAUGAACUCAUUUCUGCUAAGAAUGCUGUCCUCAAGACUGGUGAAUUUGUUGCUGAAUCAAAAGGUCUUGUUGCUCUGUUUGAGAAAUCUCUUGGUAGGCCUGAUGCUGUUGAAGACCUUCGCAAGCUUGUGGAUCCUAGACUUGGCCAAAACUACCCCAUUGAUUCAGUUUUUAAGAUGGCACAACUUGCUAGAGCUUGCACACAAGAUGAUCCACAGCUACGUCCCACAAUGAGAUCAAUUGUGGUGGCUCUCAUGACACUUUCAUCUAACGCUGAUGAUGAGGAUUGUGACGUUGGCUCUGCCUUCUCUGAUAAUCACACCAUCAUAAAUCUCCUCUCUGGAAGAUAA